GUACGAGGCUGAAAUCUGCUUCCGGACCACCUCGGACACGAAGGAGUGGAAGCCCGUGAGGAGCCUCUACCUCCCGCAGUGGGAAGAUGGGCCUGAUGAGGAUGGAGCAACGGUGAGCACAGUGACUGCAGCAGUGGCACUCGAGGACAUGGCCAUGCAGCCUGGGGAGGCUUGGCGCCUCCGAGUGAGGGCCUCCGGUGGCAACUGGUCGUCACCCACGCCCUGGCAAGAGCAGGAUGUGAGCCACGAGGUUCUCCUCCUCAUUGACAAACCGGAAGUCAGGGGGAAUGCUUUCUCCUACACUCUGGAGUUUGAAGUGGCAACUGACGGCGACGUGCCCGCGGAGCUUCCGCAGAACGUCCAUUUCGAAGUUCAGGUGCAGGGUAGGAAGCGCCGGGGAAGCAGCAAGUUCUCGGAUUGGGUGGGGCUUCGCAGCUUCUGCACUAUGCCGGAGCAGGUGGAAGAUACCUCAAAAGUGCUGGUUCGUUCUUUGGUGGAGCGAGCUGUAGCCGCUGAUGCCAUCAAAGCCAGCUUUGGGUAUGAGGAGCUGCGUUUCCGUGUCCGCGGGGUCAACUCGCAGGGCUUCAGCGCGCCUUCGGAGCCUUCAGAGACACAGAUGCUUCAAAUGGCGUUGCCCGCUGCAGGGGAGCUUCCGCCCUUCCCUGCCUUCUUGGGACGAGGUUAUUGCCUCAUGGAGGACCGGAAGCACAAGAGCCUCACGCAUGCAGAGAUCAUCCACCUUCACUGGCCAAAACCCCAGGUGGAGGUGCGGGAGCUGAAUGAUGGGCUGCCCCCUCUGGAGUACAAGCUCGAAAUGCAGCACCACAUUGGCGAGGAGGAAACUGACUGGGAGCCCGUGCCCGCUGCAAUGCUGUUUUCUGAGCCAGCUUCGAACAAUGUUUCUGCAUUGGUUCCACUGGAUCAGGAGGCUGAUGAAGUGGAUGACUGUGACUUCGAGUAUGCGGAGCAAGAAAGCCGGCUCUUUUUCCAAACGAAACCUACGCCUACUGAAGCCAGAUUCCGGCUCUGUGCAGACCGUCCUUCCAGCGACAUCUCCAAGUUCGACCCCGUCCACUCCCGGCCCUCCGAGAUCUUCGCCUGGAAGCUGCCGGACGUCCCCAACGCCCUGCGUGUAGUUGGUCAGUCCGGCAACAUGAUCUGCGUGAUCUUCAAUUGGCCUCGCCUUUCUCAGCUUUCGGGCCAUCUCUGGGUCUGCAUGGAGGCACACCAGUCCUUCGAGACUGACAAGGCGCUCUCCCUCUGGUAUGUGAGCCUGGAUGCCAGCAAGGAUCAACUGUCGGCGAGCGAGCUGGUUGCCAAGGCAUGCGCGGCAGCGACGAAGGAUACAUGUAUCGGCUUAACCCCCUUGCCGGACCGCUGUGCGUCUGCAGCCUGCGUUCGAAUACGCCUGCAGCUAUUCGUAAGGCAGUCGAUUCAUCAGACCAGCUGGAGCAAAUCCUUCGUGCUCGAGAGUCCGAAGGUCAAGGCUUCGGCCGGAGAGCAGGCUCCGCAGAAGAUAUGCACGCUGCAUCUCCAAUAUCCGAGCUGGACCUGCGUGCUUCCUGGUCUGGAUGAGAAUCAGACGGCCGGCAAGUUUUUUCCACGAGUGGUAUUACGAGAGAGGGAGGAGGGCGCGGAUCCCCGCGAGAUUCUGCUGUUGGGCGAGGCCAGCAAUGCCUUGGCGAACUUACAGUUGAACUUCCAGCUGGUUGAAGGAGACUUGCCUGCCUGCCUCCAGCUAGACAGCUCGUCGGGUGCCAUCCUCUGGAGACAUGCUCUUGUCGACAAUGACGAUGAGUUGGAGAAGACAAUGGCAUCCGUCAUGGAUACCUUCUCGAUUCAGGUUUCCUUCCCGGAAGACUGGUCGGAGAGCCAACUUGGCCUAGAAGUUCCUGCGCAUCUCUCCGCCUCCACAACCUUGCACUUGGCUGCUGCACCAAGCCUCUUCCGUGGUGAUGAUGCCGCUUGGGAGUUCAUCGGUGGCAUCCUGAAAGGUCCAGCUUUGGAGGUGCUCAGUGAGCGGGGCGUGGAGGCCCUGCAGGCCGCAUCCGAGCUCUUGCAG
Molecule: messenger RNA, 2062 nt
Organism: Symbiodinium pilosum
Lineage: Eukaryota; Dinophyceae; Suessiales; Symbiodiniaceae
Source: the annotation of a GenBank genome assembly